Molecule: messenger RNA, 2903 nt
Organism: Danio rerio (zebrafish)
Lineage: Eukaryota; Metazoa; Chordata; Actinopteri; Cypriniformes; Danionidae
Source: RefSeq, a predicted model, not a curated record
CUGGGGUUGCUUAACUCAAAACCCAGUUACCAGAAGCCCUCACACCACGGCACCAUGAGCAAAAAGAAAAAGGAGUGGAGAGCGGAGAAAGAGCGCCUUCUCAGCCUUAGCCUAGAGGAUAGACGCAAAGAUUAUCGAGGAAACUAUCUGGAACUGGACAAGAUCCCCACCUGGGCAAAUCAUGACAGUAAUACAGCUACCGAGGAAGAAGAACACCAGUCUUCCUCCCUGGCUGACAAAGUGUCUCUGUACAAAGGUGACAUCACCAUCCUGGAGAUUGACGCCAUAGUGAAUGCUGCAAACUCUUCUCUGCUUGGUGGUGGAGGAGUGGAUGGCUGCAUACACAGAGCCGCGGGUCAUCUCCUGUAUGAAGAGUGCCACUCGUUAAAUGGCUGUGACACAGGAAAAGCCAAGAUUACCUGCGGCUAUGACCUCCCUGCUAAAUAUGUGAUCCACACUGUCGGCCCAAUCGCCAGAGGAAAUGUGGGCCAGUCCCAAAGAGAUGACCUUGAAUCCUGCUACUAUAGUUCCCUCAAGCUGAUGAAGGACAAUAACUUGAGAUCCGUGGCCUUUCCAUGCAUAUCAACAGGAAUUUAUGGUUUUCCCAAUGAGCCGGCUGCAGAAAUUGCCCUGAAAACCGUGCAGGAGUGGAUCGAAAAGCACCAAGAUGAGAUCGACCGUGUCAUAUUCUGCGUCUUUCUGGAGACAGAUUAUGAAAUUUACAAGAGGAAGAUGUCAGAUUUCUUCUCCCCAGAUAAUGACGACCGCAAGAAAGAAGACGAUGGCAAAAUGGAGCAAGGUGAAACACAGCCUAUGGAAGGAGACGGUGGUGAUGAGGAGGAUGGUGAUGAAGAUGGUGAUGAGGAUGAUGAGGAGGAUGAUGAUAAAAAAGAUCAAAAGGAUGUUGAAAUGAUGAGCCAGACAGAGGAAACCCAAGAAGAUGUGCCGAUGGAUAGCCAGAAGCCAGCUGACAGCUCCCAAGCCGAGACACUGGACAAGGAGAACAAAACGCCUGAAAAGGGAGACCCAAGAGUUGAAGGGAGUCCAGCGGCCAAGAAGAAAGAUGAACAGGAGCUGAAGAAAGACAAGGGAGACGACCCGCUAGUCCUUGGCGAGGAGAAAGAGCAAAGCCCAGGAAAGAAGAAGAUGCAGAAAGGCCAGGCUGAUGAAGAGGGGAAACCGGUGGAAGACUCAACAAAGAGUGCUGACACUGGGCCGGGCAUCAGUCAAGAGGAUCUCAUGGAGGUUGAGGCUGAACAACAGACAACUUUGACAGUGAUCACCUCAGAAGCUGAUAAAAAUGUCACCGCAACCAAGGAGAACACCAGCAGCAGCACUAAAGAUGAAGUGAAUGCCCAGGACAAGAGCUCUAAGGAGCCCGACUCCGCUCCAACUGACAGCAGACCAAAUUCUGAAGAUGGCCAAGGCAAGAAGAGCGCACAGGAAUGAGACGACAAUCAGCCUCACAGGAAUGAGUGCCGGCAAACUGUGUGAAGGCAAACAUCACACCAAUUUUGUCCCACGCCAGGGAGUCGCCCACAAACACUGGGAAAAAAAAAAGAGUUGACCCCCACCUCAUUCACCAUCUUUCCUUCUAUUCAACCUGUAUUUCCUUUCCUCUUCCUCAUCCUGAUAAUAAAUCAAAAAAAAAUCUAAAUGUAUAGCUAUAUGAAAAUAAAGGAACAAAUGAGAGAUUUGAACAUAUCAGAGAGAGUGCAGGGAUUGUGGAGCUGGAGGAGGCCGCUAUACCUCACUGACAUGCUGCUUGAUCCAUACUUAUUCUCAUUUUAUAUUUGAUGUUUUUUUUUUUUUAAUAUGGCAUCUUGGUGCUGGAUUUGAAUUAGGCAGAUCGGUCAGAAUGCUUCCUAAAAUUAUUAGUUAACCUUUGAUUUGUUGUCAGUGCAUAGCCAAGGCUGGAUUUUCCACUAGUAGUGCACGACGAUUCAAACCAAAUGCGAUCUGUUUCCACCAAUUAGUCUUUCUUUCAGGUGAAAAAAAGCAAACACUAAAAUGGCUGUAAAUGUCCGUUUCUGAGUGAGUGCGUGUGCGUAUAUAUCGACGAUGUCACUUUAAAGAUUUUCUGGCUUUGCGUGUGAGCUUCAGAACCAAGUAGGGUCAAACGAGGAGAAACGUGGCUUGAUUGCUAUCUGCUAUGGAGUGGUGACAUUCCUCCCUCCUGCACGCUUUUUUUUAAGAGGUGUCUGUUCGCUCUUCUGCUUUGAAACGACACAUCACGCUCACAGAGCCGCCCUUUAAUCUCUCAAAUGAGCAAUGAUCAUGUUUUAUCUUCAAAGCUGCUCUGAAUGCCUGUUGAAAAAAAGGAAAAAGCCUCUGUUGUGUCAGACUGACGUGGCCGUUUUUUGACGAGUGCGCUAACGAAUUAAUUCCCUCCCUCCAACGUGUUUAGAUGCAUGCCAGCAUUGUUUCAAAUCUUUUAUUUACAGUCCCUCUCUCUCUCUCUUAGUCGUUUCACGAGCAGUUCUCAAUAUUUUGACCAGAUUGUCUCUGCAUCUCUAAAAAUCUGCCUUAUUUCAUGAGAUACGUAGUAAAUAAUUAAAACGGUGAUGGAAAAUUUAAAAGGCCAAUUGUAAGCGUGUGGCUUUGAAUGAAUUAAUGCUACUUAAGAUGAUGAUUGAUGCAUUUCUUUCUUUAAACAACGAUAACAAUGACAAAAAAAAUCUAUAUGUUUUACGUCUUUUCCUUUGGGUUCUAAUUUGGUUGGUUAGUUUUUCUUGCAUAUGAUUUUUUAGGUUGUUGAUGAUUAAACAGUGUAUUCAAGAAGUUGAUUUCCUCCUUUAAGUGGUGCCAUACUGUAUAUCAGAUGAAUUUCUGCCUUCAUCCUUUGAUGUUUGCUUUGCUAUAAAACAACUAUGAAUAAAGGUAUAAAGUUGUUUCCCUGGGAA